Molecule: messenger RNA, 2568 nt
Organism: Aspergillus fischeri NRRL 181
Lineage: Eukaryota; Fungi; Ascomycota; Eurotiomycetes; Eurotiales; Aspergillaceae
Product: Diacylglycerol acyltransferase family
Exons: 3
Coding region: 1-2568 (855 amino acids)
Biological process (GO): triglyceride biosynthetic process
Cellular component (GO): endoplasmic reticulum membrane
Molecular function (GO): diacylglycerol O-acyltransferase activity; UDP-glycosyltransferase activity
Source: RefSeq, a predicted model, not a curated record
AUGGCUACUCCUACCCAGGUAUUAUUCCUCGCGAAUAGCGAACAUGGCCAGACGAAUAUCAUCCUGGCCAUCACCCAUGAGCUGCUUGUCAGAGGAGACGUCGACGUCCAUAUUGCCUCAUUCCCUGCGUUGGAAAGACGGGUGAACAAACUCUUGAAUGACAAUGCCCCUUCAUAUAAUGACUCGUUUCGAUCGCGCAUCCAUUUCCACCCUAUUCGCGGCCCCUCCAAUACAGACGUGUUCAUUCGCACGGGCAAACGAGGAGCGUUCCAUCCUCCUGGGUACAGCGGCGCCGUGCUUGGCUUCCAGUCGCUAUGCGAAGACAUCUGGGGCUGGACAGAAGACGAAUAUGUCGAUAUCUACCAGUGCUGUAUGGAAAUCAUCAAAUCUGUACAGCCUUCGGUAAUUGCAGCCGACUUUUUCUUCCUGCAGGGCCGCGAUGCCGCUUUCAACGCUGGCUACACGGCCAUCUUGAUCAAUACCACAUCGCUCACUCAUAUCGUCCUGGGCCUGCAGCCACACUCCGCUGCUCUGUGGAAGUACCCUUUACCCGGAACUGGAUUCCCCUACCCGCUUCCUCCGCACCUCAUCCCGCUCAACACACUGGCCGUGCUCAAAACAGCCAAAAUGUACCAUGGCAGCGGUCGCCGUCGCGAAAUCCGCGAAUGGCGCAUCCGGCACAAAAUCCAUGGUCGGUUCCCUUUUGCUGAUGCCUGGCGACCGGACCGAUUCCACCUGUCACCAGCGCUGAAAGAGCUGGACUGGCCCAUGGACGUGCCGGACAACAUCCUCCCGUGCGGACCAAUUCUCCUUCCCACCGCAUCGGUAGAAAAGCAGGACCCGGAACUCGCAAGCUGGCUGCGCAAGGCGCCGACUGUCUUGGUUAAUCUGGGAACGCUGUACGCGCCAGACCCAAAGGUAGCGGAGAAUAUUGCGAGCGGAUUGAAAAUGUUCCUCACUUCCUGGAAGGGAGAGAAGGUUCAGAUUCUGUGGAAGUUGCCUAAACAUCCACAUGACGAGGAGAAUGUCUAUGCUCAGUCGAUCAAGCCCCUUCAGGCUGAGGUAGAGGCAGACAGCGCGCGCAUCCGACCUUGGUUCGAGGUUGAGCCGAUGGCUAUGCUGCAGACGGGUCAGAUCGUCUGCUCUGUUCAUCAUGGAGGUGCGAACUCGUGGUAUGAAGCAAUUCAAAAUGGUGUGCCUCACGUGGUGCUGCCUGCGUGGCAAGACUGUUACGAGAAUGCAGCUCGAGCGGAAUGGCUCGGAAUUGGUGUCUAUGGCAAUAAGAGCCGUGCGCCUAACAUUGAUGCCAAAGAACUGAGCAAGGCGUUGCUCAAGGUCAUGGGAAACAAGUCGUACAAAACCAAGGCACUCGAAUUGGCCAAGCUUUGCAAAAAGAAGGAAGGCCGUGUAGCGGCUGCCGAGAAGAUUGUCGAGCUGGCGCUCAACCCAGACAGAAUGGCCAUGCACAUGCCAGAGGUGAAGGUCGAAGACACCAAGCGCCCCCUCUACGAGAUCAAGAAUCGUGCUGGGAUGGUCCUCGAAACCGCUCAACCCUCUGAAACCAAGGGCAAAUCCGCCCGUGUACCGGUUCUUCGAGAUAUCAAAGAAACCCUCGUCGUGACUACACUAUGCAACGCCUGGUUUCUCUUCCCACUACUGGGAUACUCUCUUCUCCUCGUCCCUCGACUGCGUCUCUUCGUCUUCCUCUACAUCCUCUACAUCAAAUAUCUCGCCAAAGCACACAAAACCGGCACCUUAUCUCUCCGCAACGACCGCCUCCGCACAUCCUGGAUCUGGAAAGCCUACGCCUCCUACUUCCCCCUCCGCCUCUACCGCUCGGCACCCCUCUCCCCCCGCAAAAAGUACAUCUUCGGCUACCAUCCCCACGGCAUCGCCCUCCGAGGCGCAGUCGGGACCCUAGCCGCCGACGCAGCCGGAUUCUCCGAUCUCUUCCCCGGCCUCACGAACACGCUCCUGAUGAAAGACGAGGCGUUCUACCAGCCUCUGUACAGGGAGUACCUCCUCUCCAGCGGGAUUAGCGGCGUGUCCCGCUCGUCGUGUAUCCGACACCUUACCCGCGGGGGACAUGAUGGGCAGGGUAUGGGCCGGGCGAUUACCAUCACCGUCGGCGGAAGUCGCGAGUAUAACCUUGCCCGGCCGGGGACGAUGUGUGUGGUCGUCCGCAUCCGCAAGGGGUUUGUCCGGGUGGCGGUUGAGACGGGGGCAGAUCUCGUUCCUGUUAUUGCCUUCGGGGAGAAUGAGCUCUUCGAUUGUGUGGAUGUGUCCUCGUCGACUGUGCUGGGGGUUGUGGCUAGAGUCUGGGAAUGGGCUGUUGGACACAAGGUCGCGUUUUCGACUGGUCGGUUCAACAUCUUCUGUCCGUAUCGGCGGCCGGUGGAUGUUGUUGUUGGGGAGCCGAUUCCUGUGAUGCAGCAGCGGUGGGAUCCGGAUCAGAAGUAUAUUGAUCGGUUGCAUGAGGAGUAUAUCAAGGCACUGCAGAAGUUGUGGGAUGAUUGGAGGGAUGCAUUUGGUGUAGACCGGUCUGUGAGGUUUCAGAUUGUUGAAUGA